Messenger RNA from Parastagonospora nodorum SN15, 2859 nucleotides. RefSeq lists its product as hypothetical. The record is from RefSeq and is a predicted model, not a curated record. The coding region runs from base 1 to 2607 and encodes 868 amino acids. Gene Ontology annotation, cellular component: plasma membrane. Lineage: Eukaryota; Fungi; Ascomycota; Dothideomycetes; Pleosporales; Phaeosphaeriaceae. Gene Ontology annotation, molecular function: calcium-activated cation channel activity. The transcript has 2 exons.
AUGUCGGGCACCGGCGGCGAGCAGGGAAAGGCGCGUGAGAGCUCCAACUCACUCUCCUCUGUCAUAUCGACCCUCGUGCCAGCAGCACUCCUCGCAUUGGCAUUUGUGACGGCUUUCAUUGUUGCACGAAAGUACUUCCGUCGCGUCUAUGCCCCGCGAACUUACCUCAACCACCUGGGCGAACAGCGCCAGACGCCAGCACCCAGUGGAGGGCUGUUUGGAUGGAUAAAAGAUUUCAAGAACCUACCCGACACUUUCAUUCUUGACCACCAGUCCAUUGAUGGCUAUCUCUUUGUGCGCUACUUCAAGGUCCUCGUCGCCAUCUCUCUGUUGGGAUGCAUCAUCACGUGGCCUGUUCUCUUCCCCGUCAAUGCCACUGGUGGUGCUGGAAACGAGCAGCUUGACAUCCUUUCCAUGAGCAAUGUUGCCCAGGAGCCCGCCAUGAACGUCAACCGCUACUAUGCGCACGCCGGCGUCUCGUUCAUCUUCCUCAGCUUAGUCAUGGUCAUUAUUGCGCGCGAGUCUUUUUACGUCGUCAACCUGCGCCAGGCCUACCGUCGCUCGCCAUGGGGCGCCAGCCGUCUGUCUGCCCGCACCAUCCUCUUCACCAACGUCCCCAAGACGCUCUCGCAGUCUACCCUCUUUGAGAUGUUCCCUGGUGUCAAGCACGCCUGGGUCGCCUCCAACACCAAGGAUUUGGAGAAGCUCGUUGAGGACCGCGACGAGACCGCCCUCAAGCUCGAGAACGGGCGAGGUACAGCUACAGACGGAUGCAAACAGAACAGGCUCAAGGCAGAGAAGGGCAAGAAGCACUAUGUCGCGAGCGACGUCAACGACGGCACCAAAUGGAUCAACCCCAAGAAGCGCCCAACCCACAAGCUCAAGUUCCUAAUCGGCAAGAAGGUCGACACCAUCGAGUACGGUCGCUCGCAUCUUGCUGAGCUUCUCCCCAAGAUUCAGGCGGAGCAGGACAAGCACUGGAAUGGCCAGGGAGAGCUUGUCGGCGGCGUUUUCCUUGAAUUCGACACGCAACGCCACGCCCAGGACGCCUGGCAAAUGAUGCAGAACAAGAAGACCAAGCCCAACUCCAAGCUUGAGGCCCAGCAGCUCGGUGUCAUUCCCCAGGAAGUCGUCUGGCAGAACCUGCGCAUUAAGCCCGCUGAGCAUCUCGUUCGAUGGACUGCUGCCACUGCCUUCAUUUCCGUCAUGAUCAUCUUCUUCGCUGUCCCUGUUGCAUUUGUCGGUCUCGUCUCCAACAUCAACUACCUUCAACAACAGUUCAGCUGGUUGCGAUGGAUUGGCAGCAUUCCUCCAGUUAUUUUAGGUGUCAUUACGGGUCUUUUGCCCACGGUCAUGCUCGCCGUCUUGAUGGCACUGGUCCCUAUUUUCUGUCGUUUCUUGGCCAAGACAGCUGGUUACGUCACUUGGAGCCAGGUCGAGCUCAAGACACAGUCGUGGUACUUUGCGUUCCAAGUUGUCCAGGUCUUUCUCAUCACGACGGUAGCCAGCGCAGCUACAACGGUUGUUCGCUCUGUCAUCAACGACCCAGGCUCCGCUCUGACCGUGCUUUCCGAGAACUUGCCCAAGGCGUCGAACUUCUAUAUCAGCUACUUCAUUCUGCUUGGUCUUUCGUCUGCAGCAGGCACGCUCCUGAACAUCGGUGGUUUUGUUGUUGUUGUUCUCCUUGGCCGUAUUCUCCCAGGCAAGACCCCGCGUAAGAUCUUCGAGAAGCUCACGAAGCUCUCCGGGCCGUCCUGGGGAUCCGAAUUCCCAAAGUGGACCAACUUGGCUGUCAUCGCUAUCACCUACUCUGGCAUUGCGCCUCUCAUGUUGGGUUUUGCGGUCAUCGGUUUCUCUCUCAUUUACGUUGCAUUCAGGUACAACUUCCUGUAUGUGUACGAGUCCAACAUUGAGACCAAGGGCGCCGCCUACCAGAAGGCCAUGAAGCACAUCCUUGUUGGCUGCUAUCUCUCCGAGCUCUGCCUCAUUGGUUUGUUCGCUAUCUCCACGGCCAAGAACAUCCAGGCCGUUGGCCCCUUAAUCAUCAUGUGCAUCCUUUUGCUCAUUACCAUCAUCUUCUCCGUAACGCUGAGCAAGGCCCUCGCUCACGAAGAGGCCCGCCUUGCCUAUACCGACCCUUCGCCCUUGAAUGGUCACCACGAGAAUGGCCUGAACGGCGUCGAUGGCACCAACGGCGAGAAGGUUGCGGCAGCCCAGAGUGGCAACUCGUUCCAGCACGCCCCAAAGCCAAGUCGCAUUCCUCUCUUCCUCCGCAAACUAAUCAACCCCGAGCGCAACUCCAUGAACACGUUGUCAGCUUCUCUCGAUCAGUUCUACCAUCACCCGCAGGAGCCGCUACCGGUUGAGAUUCAGAAACGUGCCUUCUUCAACCCUUCGGUCACCUCGCCCACACCCGUCAUUUGGAUUGUUCGCGACGAUAUGGGUAUCAGCGAACGUGAGAUCAGAGACACGAAGAAGAUGGUUCCUGGCCUUGAGAUCACCGACGAGCAGGCCAUUUUCAACGAGAAGGGCAAGGUCUACUGGAAGGGUGUUGAUGACGGACACUCCCGCGAGGCGCCUGUCUUCGAGGAGCGCAUCGUCUACUAGUGGUAGAUGGGCAUAGACUAGGAGGAGCUGGCCGUUCCGGCGGCCUUGGAUACUGGAGUUUGAUACCCUAUGGGACGAUGACGACUGAUACACAUACCCCAUUCCUUUUCUUGCGCACCGCUUCCGUUCAUGAUGUACGAUGGAGGAAUUUACCUUUCAAACGAGUACCCCUGCACUAAGCACCUAUACCUUUUAAAAACGAGGACGAGCUGAGUAGAUAGUAGUAAUCAAUUUUAAUGAGUCCGAUCGAAA